GAAGAAAAGAAUGGGUUAUGAUAUUGAGCGCUUCGUUGGCUACGUUAAUGAAGGACUCCUGUGCUGUAUCUGCCGGGAUGUGCUAGAAGAUCCUCUGCAGGCUCCUUGUGAACACGCUUUCUGCACUUCCUGCAUACACGGCUGGCUUGUUCAUCAUAAUAGCUGCCCAGAGGAUCGUCAACCGCUGGAUCUGGCUGUCCUCCGACCGCUUUACAGAUAUAUGAGGAACGAUCUUAAUCGGCUCCAGCUUCGCUGCAGGAACAGAGAGAGUGGCUGUGAAAUGGUGUGUUCCCUGGAAUCCAUUGACCGGCAUGAACGUGAAUGUGAAUACAGCCGGGUUCCCUGCUCAAAUGAUGGUUGCCCAGUUCAGGUGGAACGACGUAACUUGGAUAGCCACUUGGCAGUGUGCGAGUAUCGGAGCCGUGAAUGCCCCAAUGGUUGUGGGUACGCCAUUCUUAGUGCUGACGACACACAGCAUAACUGCGUGGCAGAGCUGAGAACAGAACUAGAGCUGCUCAGGUCAGAGAUGAUCUAUCGAAUGGAAGAGGCAAAACAUGAGAUGGAAUCUCGUUUAGAUUCGCAAAGGAGACAUAUGGUGCAAAAGGAGUCACUACUGCAAAACGAAAUUGAAGAGCUGAAGAGUCAGAUGUCCAGAAUGAUGUCUGAUGUACAGACCCUGAUGACAACUGAAAGGCAGCAGCAUCAAGAGCUAGAACAGGCAGAACUCGAAAAACAGGAAUUGCUGGAGUUAAUCAAGGGCCUCCAGAAAGAUUGUCGAUUGUUAAGAGAUGGGAGCAAGAAAGCAACAAACGCCAGGCCUCUGACGCGUCUGGAGAGUAUGAAACGAAAACCACGGGAGGUGACUGUCAUAUAAGCUGAAAUAAGCUUUCAAGAUCCUGCUGUGAACAGCUGGAAUUACUGGAUUCCCCACCUCUUCUAUCUACAUUUGGAUGAGCUUCCAGAGGGCAAACACAACAUUAAAAACAACUUGCCCUGAAGAACAUGUACAUAAAUGGGAUCAGGUCCACCAAUUCAUUUCUUUGGAAUCCUCUUGAAGCCCUUUAAUAGGAUGUGGACAACAAUGUUUGAAAGAUAGAACACUUAGAUACUAAUCAUUUCAGGGGUUAGUAUUAGGUAUUAGGUAUUGGGUGGUUAAAAAUAUUUGCUUUUCAUAUAAAGAACCAUUUUUGUCUAUUCAAAGCUGCCCAAAUGUUUACCAAAAUAUCUUCCUACUGUAUGCAAAUAGGCUUUUCUUCACUUAAACCACAGUUUAUAGCCAAGCAAAAACGAGUAUGCCUCAGCCCUUAGUCUAGCGUGUGAGAAUUGUUGGAACAAAUUGAAAGGCCCUUUCUAUUGUGGCCAUGCUAAACUGUGUGGCUGGUUCCGUUCCAGGUAAUUAAUAACCUACCUCAGCGACUGUCUCUUAAGCAAUUGGUAAAUUCCAGAACUGUUUGGCCUCAUCCUGAACGUACACCCUUUUAAAAGGUUAAACAAUAAAUCCAACAGAUCAGGUUUCAAAGUUAGAAACAAGGCAAGUGAUAUAACUCACAGCUUAAAUUUAAAGAGAAAGCAGAUUUUGCAGUGCCUUUAAUAUAUUAAACAAAGAUUUGGGAGAUGUAUGUGUAAGCCAAGAAUGUACAUGUGGAUGACUACAAUUAACAGGUGUAAUAGUUACUUUCCUUCUUGCAAAACAAGUCCUAGGGCCAAGGUUCAGAGAAGGCUUCAGGUGUAUGCAGUCUCUAACUCUGCUUGUAAAACAUGUUUGGACAAGACCUUUCAUUGUUAGAAGACCAACCUUAAGAAUAUUAUUUCCAUUAGCUCAAGCAAAGCAGCCUCCGUGUCUUAUCGCAGCAGCUGGUCCAUUAGAAGUGGGAGCUUCUUCUUAGUCUGAUGUUUUGCUCAUAGUCCUGGACAAUAUGCUAAGUCUGAGAAAGCUAGCAAUUGUUUAUAUUUAUAUACACCUUUUUCAGUAAGAGCAUGUGAUCUUGCCUGCAACACCUUUAAAAGAAGUUACACGUUAUGGGUUGUAUCCAACAUGAGUCUAAUUUCAGUUCUACUCAUUUCAAUAGGUCUGCUAUUGUAUCCAAUAGGGCCAAUAUUGAGUACAACCAUAUGAAUGUAGAUGCGUAAGACUUGAUGAAAGUUAAGGCUACAUCAUCCAAGUGCGGUGUUCUUUCCUACCACAAAGCUGAGAUAUGAGCAGAAUCUGUUCCUGUUAAUGGACUUACCACGUUUUCCCACCACAAAGCCAGCAAACCUUGUUUCAAAUGUGUUGAAAUUAUUUCCUCAUUAAGCAAUGCAUCAUGACGGGAAAAUGAUAGAAAGUAGCUUUUGGGCUAACAUGUCUUCCAAUACUGUAGCUGCUACCAAACAUCAGACACUGAAACGUGUGUCAAUAAUGGUUACAUUUUUUACAUACUAGAAAAUGUUCAAUUUCUGAGCUAAUAAAGCUAAUUUAACUCUG
Molecule: messenger RNA, 2464 nt
Organism: Elgaria multicarinata webbii
Lineage: Eukaryota; Metazoa; Chordata; Lepidosauria; Squamata; Anguidae
Product: RING finger protein 151-like
Exons: 5
Coding region: 11-874 (287 amino acids)
Molecular function (GO): zinc ion binding
Source: RefSeq, a predicted model, not a curated record